GCUCCCCGUCUUCUUCCUGCUUAGCUUUCUCCGACUCCGAAAAGGCACUGUCUCACAGGAAUUUUUUUAUUUUUUUAUUCUGCGUUUGGGUACGACUGACGAAGCCUUUUCUGGCCAUUCUUCACCUUCUCCUGUCGCCCCUUCCGUUACCUUCAAAAAGUACUGCUUCCAUGGCCGCACUUCCGCUCUUCAGAUCUGCACCCGCCGCUUCUUUUGUUCAAGCAUCUCUUUCCUCCUCUUCUGCCGAUCAGUUUACGGCCUCGUACGUUAAUUUGAAUUCUUCGAAGUUUCAAUCGAGCAUUUUCGGUGCCCAUGGUCCAAGCGGUUCACUUUCCUUGCAGCUUCGUAGAACCCAGAAUAUUCAGCCUAUUAGAGCUACAGCCACUGAAAUGCCUCCGACGGUUCAGAAACCAAGGAGCGGUGGAAAGACAAAGAUCGGAAUCAAUGGUUUUGGACGUAUUGGAAGGUUGGUAUUGCGGAUUGCAACCUCGAGGGAUGAUAUUGAUGUAGUUGCAGUUAAUGACCCUUUUGUUGAUGCAAAGUACAUGGCAUACAUGUUCAAGUUUGAUUCUACACAUGGUAAUUUUAAGGGGACGAUUAACAUUGUGGAUGAUUCAACUUUGGAAAUCAAUGGGAAACAAAUAAAAGUUUCAAGUCAAAGGGAUCCAGCAGAAAUUCCUUGGGGCGAGUUUGGGGUCGAGUUUGUUGUUGAAUCCUCUGGGAUUUUCACAACGACAAACAAGGCAUCGGCGCACUUGAAGGGUGGAGCCAGGAAAGUAGUCAUAUCAGCCCCAUCAGCUGAUGCACCUAUGUUCGUUGUUGGAGUUAACGAGAAGACAUAUAAGCCUAGCAUGGAUAUUGUUUCAAAUGCGAGUUGUACCACGAAUUGUCUCGCUCCUCUUGCGAAGGUGGUUCAUGAGGUUUUUGGUAUCGCAGAAGGUUUGAUGACCACCGUGCAUGCAACUACAGCUACUCAAAAAACUGUUGAUGGCCCCUCAAUGAAGGAUUGGCGUGGGGGUCGUGGAGCUGCACAAAAUAUCAUCCCGAGUUCUACCGGUGCUGCAAAGGCUGUGGGAAAAGUUCUUCCUGAGCUCAACGGAAAACUUACGGGGAUGGCAUUUCGUGUUCCAACACCUAAUGUAUCUGUUGUGGACUUGACUUGUAAACUAGAGAAGAGCGCUUCUUAUGAAGAUGUCAAGGCUGCAAUCAAGUAUGCCUCAGAAGGCCCACUUCAGGGUAUCCUCGGUUACACAGAUGAGGACGUUGUCUCAAAUGAUUUUGUUGGUGACUCAAGGUCAAGUAUAUUUGAUGCAAAGGCCGGAAUAGGUCUCAGCGACUCCUUCAUGAAACUUGUCUCCUGGUAUGACAACGAGUGGGGAUACAGCAACCGAGUGUUGGACCUCAUAGAGCACAUGGCGUUGGUGGCAGCCAAGAAGUGAAGACUAUUACGAGAGGUUUAGAUUUCUGCCACUUUACAAGAAUUUUGUGGAAGAUCACAAAUCGUCGAGUCUUUUGAUCACUCUCUGUUCUUCAUCGUCUUGAACAAUGUAAACAUUCCAUUUAAGCUUGAAAAUAAUUAUGAAAAACAAUUUUCGGAUUGACGCUGUUAAAGCGCAUCACCUUAUCAAAUAACGGGGUUAGAAUAACCUUACCAUCUUCA
Molecule: messenger RNA, 1660 nt
Organism: Cucurbita moschata (crookneck pumpkin)
Lineage: Eukaryota; Viridiplantae; Streptophyta; Magnoliopsida; Cucurbitales; Cucurbitaceae
Product: glyceraldehyde-3-phosphate dehydrogenase GAPCP2, chloroplastic-like
Exons: 13
Coding region: 171-1439 (422 amino acids)
Biological process (GO): glucose metabolic process
Molecular function (GO): NAD binding; NADP binding; oxidoreductase activity, acting on the aldehyde or oxo group of donors, NAD or NADP as acceptor
Source: RefSeq, a predicted model, not a curated record